Molecule: messenger RNA, 1440 nt
Organism: Pichia membranifaciens NRRL Y-2026
Lineage: Eukaryota; Fungi; Ascomycota; Pichiomycetes; Pichiales; Pichiaceae
Exons: 1
Coding region: 60-1202 (380 amino acids)
Source: RefSeq, a predicted model, not a curated record
CAGCCUCCUGAGAUUAAUUGCUUUCCUUUCGAAAAGAUACAUUUUCCAUAACCACGCAUAUGGGUAGGAUAAAAGGGGCGCUAACAAUUGGACGCAGUCAUGUUCCCGAACUGGUGCUUUCAAGGCCGAGUAGAACAGUCAUCCCUCUGGUUAUCGGAACACCGGUCACUUCGUUGGAGUUAAAGGGAAAGACAGUCUGCACUGGAACAACUAGACGUUUAUGCGAUACUUUACAUUUAAAAAGUUCCGUUGCGUCGUUUUAUCCCGAAGUUCGACAUUCAAGAGGACUUUAUAAAAAGACCGUUCCAUUAUCCGAGUGCAUUUUUAUGCAUAACUCUGCCAAGGACAAUAUUUUGAAAGAAGGAGGUGGCAAUGAUGGAGAAGGCUCUUCUGAAAACCGUGCCCCUGAGAUAAAUAAAAAUCGUCUAGAGAGAAAGGCAAAUUUGGGUACAAUCAUCCAGAUGUUGCAGUUUAAAAUUCCUAACAUGCUAACAGAUUUACUACCUCCAGAUUUUGUAUCCGACAAAAUUAUUUUGAAAGUUUUACCUCAUCAGUUUCCUAACCUCCCCACUUUCAGAGGUUACCUUCUAUAUUCAAGUACAUUGAAGGCAAUUCAAAAAAUUUUACUAAUGUUUUACUUGAAUCCCGAUUCAAAAAUUCAUAUCUCCGACAUAAAAAUCAUAGAACCUACAAACUCAAUGUCGUCCGACGAAUUGAUCAACCUGUCUAUUGAUUCUAAUCAUCUUGAGAACGAAUCAUUAUCUGAAAACUCAGCACCACGCCAAGAUACUUCAAAAUAUACAACAAAAGUAAAGGUAAAAUGGAGAACAUGUUAUUCGGGGUGUGAGCAUUUACAAGAUGCACAGACAACCGACGCUAAGUGGGGUUCAUACAGCCUCGACCAUUUUGAUUGGACCAAGCUGCUAAAAUCGCCUAAUCCGUUACAAACUAUUUCGUUGUUAGAAGCCAAGAAAACAAUAGAGGGGCUAGCUAAAACCCUAGAUCCCUUAAAAAACAUAAGCCAAUCAACCGGUGACUCCGAUAACGCAAAUAACCAAAAUAGAACAGUAGGAAGGAUACUUACUGGAGUUUUUGUAUUUGAGCUUGACGCUCCAAAUGAACAUAUAAUGGUGUUUACUAUUGAUAAUAUGGAAAUUUUGGAGAGCAAACAAACAAAUUUUGUGAACGGAUGUUUGGCCUAAAUGUUAUGCAAUUUUAGGCUCAUUUUUAACAGUUUUCCAUCAAAUCUCCAAGGAUUUGUCCUUUCAUUACCCUUCCGCUCAUAUACCAUUUAUCUUUCUCGCUUUAGUUAUCUUAUUUUGCCUAAUAGGGUGGCACUUGUAUAUAAAAAGGAUAUACUACUCGAUGCGCAUGUAUAUAUAUAUAUAUAUAUAUAUAUAUAUACUUAAUCGUUACAAAUGCUUAUAGUUACUACUUCAC